Molecule: messenger RNA, 1363 nt
Organism: Lactuca virosa
Lineage: Eukaryota; Viridiplantae; Streptophyta; Magnoliopsida; Asterales; Asteraceae
Source: the annotation of a GenBank genome assembly
CUAUUUUGCCUUUCUCCGUUUCAUAUUCCAGCCGAGUAGAAAUCGCUUCUAAUCCGGAAACAACUUAUUGACACCUUCAAAUUGAAUUCGACCGAUAAUCUCUCCCCCAAUCUUUCCCUCUGGUUUUUGGGAACCAAAUCACCUUCUAUCUUUCUGUCUCUCUAUAAACCCUACAUCAACACGGUUUAUAUAUGUCGAUCACCACCAUUACGUCAUGGAUGUUUCUUCCUCUAUAUCGAUGGAUGGUUCUUCUUAGAUGUUGAAGGAUCUAACAGUUGGUUUUUUUGUCGAUCGACUUCAUUCAUGGAAUUGCAUAAAAUUAUUAGGACUUCUUAUGGAGUAAUACUGUAAUAAACUAAUAAUGUGCGAUAUCUCAUUAGAAAAAGCUCCUUAUUCAUCUAUCUUGGAGAUGACUACCAUUUCAUCGAUUACCUGAACCGGUUAGUGCAAAAAUAAGAAAAAAUUGUUUGUUCUAUAAAAAAAUCGAAAGUACAACACCUUGAUAAAAUUGUUUUUCCAUGAUUCUGAGGUUAUGCAACAAGAAGGGGCUGUUAUUCAUAUCAAAAUGUCAUGAAAUCAUUGUUACUGAAUUUCCUAAAUUGCCCUUCAUGAUGAAAAUCCUCCAAUUCGAAAUAGCUUUUCAAUUGGCAUCACAUAUUUGUUAUGCCAGUGCUUUAGAUUCUAGACUGAGACCUGAUGCAAAAACACUUCUUUCUCACCCUUGGAUACAAAAUUCAAGCCCUGUUGUAUUAAACAUAGAAGAUGAUGGCUCAGUGGGUGCAAAAACUUCAAAUGUGGAUGACGUAGUCACCAUUGUGAAUCUCUAUGUGGAGAAGUCAAUGUAUUUAUUUCCUUAUUUCAUACAGGUUGUUGUUGCAACGAUUGCUUUUGGUAUGGGUAUUGACAAACUAAAUGUAAGAAGAAUUAUACACUAUGGCUGGCCUCAGAGUUUGGAAGCAUAUUAUCAAGAAGCAGGUAGAGCUGGAAGAGAUGGAAAAUUGGCAGAUUGUGUUCUAUAUGCAAAUUUAUCAAGAAUGCCAUCCCUUCUUCCAAACAAAAGAAGUGAAGAACAAACUAAACAAGCAUAUAAGAUGUUAUCUGAUUGCUUCAGGGGCGGGGGUUGAUUUGAUUCAUUUUUACUCACUUUAUCUCUCAACUUUCUACAUCCAAGACUAUAUUAUGGCAGUCCAAAGAUUGGUUGUAAUCAAAGUACGUAAAAGUCGAAGAAAGAUCAAGCCUUUUUCCUAAUCCAUUCGCAUUGAUUUAUGUUAAACUCUUAUGUUGCCAUUGAGUUUUACUUCCAGUUCAUGUAUAAAUGUUCUUUUAGCUAUAAUCCUAUUCAAUAAGUCAUACUAUUUGGUGG